Messenger RNA from Vanrija pseudolonga, 1899 nucleotides. RefSeq names its product Uridine-cytidine kinase-like 1 (gene UCKL1). The record is from RefSeq and is a predicted model, not a curated record. The coding region runs from base 68 to 1741 and encodes 557 amino acids. Gene Ontology annotation, cellular component: cytoplasm. Gene Ontology annotation, biological process: pyrimidine-containing compound salvage. The transcript has 13 exons. Gene Ontology annotation, molecular function: uridine kinase activity; ATP binding. Lineage: Eukaryota; Fungi; Basidiomycota; Tremellomycetes; Trichosporonales; Trichosporonaceae.
CUCGCACCGCCUGAACCAGCAUCGCUGAAAGGCCCUGCGAGACGACAACAUCAGAGACACGGCAACAAUGUCCCACCCUCCUCUUCCUCGCCCGACCCCACGCGUCAUGACUGCCAACAAUGCCACCACGCCCGCGCGAGCCAAGAACGUGGUGAUGGCUUCGCAUGGCCGCGCGCCGUGGUACACUCCCGACGGGAAGAAUGUCGACGCGUAUGUCGUUGGUAUUGCUGGCGGUAGCUCUUCUGGAAAGACUUCGGUCGCCCGAGCCAUCCUCCAGGGCCUGGACAACAUCCCCUCGGUCAUGAUCCUCUCCCAGGACUCUUUCUACAAGUACCACACUCCCGAGGAGAUCAGGCUCGCGUUUGCCAGCGAGCUCGAUGUUGACCACCCCGACUCGAUCGACAUGGAGUUGUUCGCCAAGUGCAUUGUUGACCUGAAGAAGGGAAAGGCCACCGAGCUCCCCGUCUACUCUUUCGUCCACCACCAGCGCAUGCCUGAGACCAAGUACAUCUACGGUGCGAGCGUUAUCAUCGUUGAGGGCAUCCUGGCCAUGCAGCCCGAGCUUCGUGACCUGUAUGACCUGAAGAUCUUCGUCAACUGCGACUCCGACCUCAUGCUGGCGCGCCGCAUCAAGCGCGACACUGUCGAGCGUGGACGUGAUGUGAACGGCAUCCUCGAUCAGUACCUUCGCUUUGUGAAGAGCAGCUAUGACAACUUUGUCCAGCCGUCGUCAAAGUACGCGGACAUUAUUGUUCCGGGGUACAACAAUGACACGGCGAUCGAGCUCCUCAUCACGCACGUUAAGCGCCAGCUCACGACCCGUGCGCUACGCUUCCGUGACGAGCUGGUCGUCAGCAAGUCCGAACUGGCCAAGAGUGCCUCUUGGGACGAUGAGCAUGUCGUGCUGCUCGAGCAGACAAGCCAGCUUCGUGGCAUCAUGACUAUCCUGCGCGACACCGAGACCAAGCGCGGCGACUUCAUCUUCUACAUUGACCGCUUGUCCACCCUGAUCGUCGAGAAGGCCCUCACGCUCCUUCCUCACAAGAGCAAGGACGUGGUGACUCCCACGGGCAACACCUACCACGGAGUGGCGAACUGCGACAGCGAGAUUGUCGGUGUAUCGAUCUUGCGCUCCGGAGGCCCCUUCUCGCACGGCCUGCGUCGUGUUAUUCGCGACGUGCCUCUGGGAUCGCUGUUGAUUCAGUCCGACCCCCGCACGGGCGAGCCGUUGCUGCUUAAUCUCAACUUGCCUCAGCAGUUGCGUAGCCACGCCACGAGUGACAAGACGCAGGUGUUACUUUUGGACUCGCAGAUGGGAACAGGCGCUGCCGCUCUCAUGGCCAUUCGUGUCCUGCUCGACCACGGCGUUCCAGAGCGCCACAUUACUUUCCUUACCUUCCUCGUCUCGCGCCAAGCCGUGCACACUGUCAGCCGUGCCUUCCCCCACGUCCGUAUCGUCACGGCUGCCAUCGACUCGCGCCUCGACGAGGUCCACCUGCCUGGCUCGACCGGUAAACUCGAUGCAGCCGACCCAGAGUUUGCCGCCCGCCUCAUUGCGCAGUCAGACCUGUACGACGACGCAUCGGAAGCGGCUGCGACGCCCACAGAGUGGCGCAACAACGACGCCAUCCCAGCAGCCGUGGAACGUGGACAAGACUUGGCCGCCGGUGUUAAUGACCGCCUCGCGUGGGUCGUCCUUCCGGGCAUGGGUCACAUUGGCGACCGCUACUACCUCAACUAAAGAGGCCUCUUGCAUAAUGUUAGCAUGUAUCCAUACAGUGGCGGCGGCAGUGGCAGUGGAAGUGGCAGUGGCACUUGGCAUCAUGGCACGGGUCACAUUACUGUUCGUAACUAGUCACACUUUUGCUGGUGGCUUCCACCCCGAAAAGGAUGGCGAGC